Molecule: messenger RNA, 4992 nt
Organism: Ictalurus furcatus (blue catfish)
Lineage: Eukaryota; Metazoa; Chordata; Actinopteri; Siluriformes; Ictaluridae
Gene: myt1a
Product: myelin transcription factor 1a
Exons: 22
Coding region: 387-3956 (1189 amino acids)
Biological process (GO): regulation of transcription by RNA polymerase II
Cellular component (GO): nucleus
Molecular function (GO): zinc ion binding; DNA-binding transcription factor activity, RNA polymerase II-specific; RNA polymerase II cis-regulatory region sequence-specific DNA binding
Source: RefSeq, a predicted model, not a curated record
UACUCUUCUGGAAACUGAAUAAAGAACACUGGUGAAACUUUACACAAAAGUUUUCUCUACAACUAUUCGGUGUGAGUUGGGACAGAUGAAUAGAGAAGUGGUUCCCCUUUGCCGUAUAUCUGCUUUUGAACAGAGCCAGUCUGCACUCUUUUGUUUUCACUUUCAAUGGUCUUUGUUUGCUUGUUUGAGAAGCUCUCGAGCUCAGGAUCAUUCUGAUUGGCUCUCCUCUAGGACACCGAUGACGCAGGCAGGAUCUGAUUGGUUGGCACGAAGAAGUCUGUCCCACUCCGGCAAGUUUUUCUCCAAGUUAUACUUUGUCUCUGGAAGCAAAGUUGAAUGAGUUUGAAAGCUGCGAGAGUGUGAGGAGCAGCCGAAUCACAGCCAAGAUGAAGCUGUGUAAAACAUUUCUCGAGAAUGAGUUCCACGGGCAGCUGCUGAGUCAGAGGUGGACAAAAGGGGAUCGGAUCAGCAGCUGGGCGAGCAAGAGGAGCAAAAGAAUCAAAAUGAGCCAAGACACAGAGGAGAAAAGGACACGGACCCGCUCCAAAGGCAUCAGAGUUCCUCUUGAGCUAGUGGGACAAGAAUACAGUUGUCCGACUCCAGGAUGUGAUGGUUUGGGUCAUGUCAGUGGAAAAUAUGCUCGACACAGAAGUGUAUUGGGUUGCCCAUUAGCAAAAAAAAGGAAACUCCAGGAAGCAGAAGAGAACCAGUCAGUCUCUAAGAAGAGGCCGAAUCCCCUGAAGCUGGCAAUGGAUGAUGGGUUCAAUGCAGACAGUGAUACAAACAGUGAAACUGAACCAAAGGAUGAAGCAGUAGAGUCUGACGAAGACACAGCAGAGAAAGAGGAAGAGCCUAAGAAGAAGGAUCAUACAUCAGACCUGCCAUUGCCAGAAGUCAUUUCACAAGAGGAACCUGAAGAUAAAAACACAGAAGUCAAAGACAUUUCUAUUCCAGCACCUGAAGAGGAGUCUAAAAAAGAACACCUUGAGCCUGAAGCGACUCCCAUCCAACAAGUGACUGUGGAGACUGAAAGCGAUGAGGGCCUUCAAGUUGCUGCAGAGAUCCAGGCCGGAGAAGAGGAGGAGGGAGAUGGAGCAGAAGAGAUGACAGAAGAAGAAAGAAUGACUCAGCAGCUAAAAGCCACUGAUGACCCUGAGCAGAUAUCAGAAGAAGAUGGUGAGGAAGAAGAAGAAAAUGAUGAGGAACAUGAGACCCAGUGCUCAAGUCAGAAGAACAAUUCAGACCACCAGUACUUCAGUGGAGACUUCAACAAAGUCCAGGCCAAAGAAACCGAUGAGAAAUUGAACGAUCAGGAAGAUGAUAUUGAUGAAAUGGAAGAGGAGGAGGAGGAGGAGGAGGAGGAAGAGGAGCAGGAACAGGUAGAGCCCAGACCCUCUCCCAGCACUGUAGCCACCAACUUCUCAGCUCAGGUAUCAGAACCAGAUGCCAUGAUGAAUAGUGGUGAGAAACCAGACACUCAUUUAAGUGAGGAUGAGGAAGAAGAGGAAGAAUAUGAAGAGGAGCGAGAAGAUGCAUCUAACAAACCCUCACCCACAGUGGUCAUAGAGUUGCAAUCUGACGAUGAGGAAGAGGUUGAGGAGGAAGAAGAGGAUGAUGGUGAGGAUGAAGGGGAAGAAGAGGUAGAUGAAGCAGAAGAUGAGGAAAUGGACAGCGUGUCUCACAGGUCAGAAGUGACGGAUGAGUCUGAGACAUAUGACAUGACACGGGGAAAUCUGGGGCUGCUAGAGCAGGCCAUCGCACUGAAGGCUGAGCAGACAGCACGCAGUUCUGAGGAGAGUCGCUCUCCUGAGCAGCAGAGCUACCACAGUGCAGAUGAGAGGAGCAGCAAGAUGGCUGAAAACACACCACGCAGGGGAUACUAUGGUAAAGAAGGGUCCAGAUCAGAGAAGAAGGAAGUAAAGUGUCCAACACCAGGAUGUGAUGGGACAGGUCAUGUGACUGGACUGUACCCUCACCAUCGAAGCCUUUCUGGGUGCCCACAUAAGGACAGGGUACCACCUGAAAUCUUGGCCAUGCACGAGAAUGUGCUGAAAUGUCCAACACCUGGGUGCAAUGGCCAAGGCCAUGUCAACAGCAAUCGUAACACACAUCGCAGUUUAUCUGGCUGCCCAAUUGCUGCUGCAGGGAAACACUCAAAGAAUUAUGAGAAGCCAUCUCAGACCCAGGCUUCAGUCAGUGAGCAAGCUGUUGGCGGUUCUAAUUCAGACAGAGUACUCAGACCCAUGUGUUUUGUGAAGCAGUUGGAGAUUCCUCAGUAUGGUAGCUACAGGCCUAAUGUGGGACCGGCCACUCCACGAGCCAACCUGGCAAAGGAGUUAGAGAAGUACUCCAAGGUGUCCUUUGACUAUGCAAGCUUUGAUGUGCAGGUGUUUGGGAAGCGCAUGCUUGCCCCAAAGAUGCCUGCCAGUGAAACCUCACCUAAAGCCUUCAAAUCAAAACAAUUCCCUGAAGCUUCCUCCCCGAACCAGAACUUAUCUGGAGGCUACACCAAGAGCAGCUCUUCCUCCACGUCCAGCGGAUAUGAUUAUACCCAUGAUGCCGAGGCUGCACACAUGGCUGCCACUGCCAUCCUUAACUUGUCCACACGCUGCUGGGAAAGGCCAGAGAACCUCAGCACCAAACAUCAGGAACAGACCAGCAAAGAUUUGGAUAUUGAGGUUGAUGAGAAUGGCACCUUGGACCUCAGCAUGAAGAAACCCAAAAGAGAGGGUGUGAGGUCACCUGACCCUUCUUCCUCAUCGUCAUCUUCCUCACAACAGCAUGGAGUCACCUCACCUCACUCAGGCCACGCCUACAAAAUAGAAGAGUGGGAGGGGCCAAUAGACUACACCAAGACCACCCGACAGAAGGAGGAGGAGCCUGAGGAGGUGGAUUACGCCACACAGUCUUAUGCUUCUUCUGAUGGAGAGGAUGAUGAUGUAACACAAGAGGGUCUGGAGGACAGGAAGUACCCUGGUGAGGUCACCACUUCCAGCUUUAAGGUUAAGCUCCCAUCCAAGGACAACAAGAAAGAGCUCCUGCUAUGUCCCACCCCAGGAUGUGAUGGCAGUGGUCAUAUAACAGGAAACUAUGCAUCUCAUCGCAGAUGUCCCACUCCAGGCUGUGAUGGAUCAGGACACAUCACUGGAAACUAUGCUUCACACAGGAGUUUGUCUGGCUGUCCUCGUGCAAAGAAGGGAGGAGUGAAAACAACCCCCACCAAGGACGACAAGGAAGAUUCAGAGUUGAUCAAGUGCCCAGUUCCUGGCUGUGAUAGUCUGGGUCAUAUCAGUGGGAAGUACGCCACUCAUCGCAGUGCCUAUGGGUGUCCGCUGGCAGCACGCAGACAGAAGGAGGGCCUGAUGAACGGCACACCUUUCUCCUGGAAGUCCUUUAAGACAGAGGGCCCGACCUGCCCCACUCCAGGGUGUGACGGCUCAGGCCACGCCAAUGGCAGCUUCCUCACUCACCGCAGCUUGUCAGGUUGUCCAAGAGCUUCUGCUAACAAGAAAAGAGCAAGGUUCCCCGGGGAUGACUAUAUCAGCAAGAAAUUCAGGGCAAGUGAUGUUCUUGAUAAUGAUGAAGACAUAAAGCAGCUGAACAAAGAGAUCUGUGAGCUCAAUGAGUCAAACUCGGAGAUGGAGGCAGACAUGGCCAACCUACACACGCAGAUCUCAUCAAUGGAGAAGAAUCUGAAGAACAUGGAGGAGGAAAAUAAACUAAUUGAAGAGAAAAAUGAAGCUCUGUUCAUGGAGUUGUCUGGCCUGAGCCAGGCUCUUAUCCGUAGUUUGGCCAACAUACGCCUCCCGCAGAUGGAGCCGAUCAGUGAACAGAACUUCGAUACCUAUGUGGACACUCUGACCCACAUGUUCAGCAACAAAGAGUGCUAUCAGAACCCUGCAAACCGAGCCCUGCUCGAAUCCAUCAACCAGGCUGUCAAAGGCAUUGAGGUGUAAACACCAGCUGGGAUCGAACACACAGCAGGAAAGAGCAUGAACACCAUGAGAACACCAGAACACACUGUGGCUUGUAAAACAGACCAACAAUAUUUGCGCACUGUUAAAGGACAUUCAGGUUUUGUAUGUGAUGAUGAAGAGCACAGCGAGGCCCUGUGCAGUUUAAAGAGAUGGACCAAAUUCGAAAAUCCAAUCUUGCUGCUGUACCAGUUCAACAUGACCCAAAAAGUCAGUUGUGCACAGUGCUUAAGUGGGUUUUUUUUUUUGGAGAUCACCUCUUAUUAGUGACCAGCUCACACCUGUCCCAGUCUGCCUUUCUUACUCUUCUCAGCGAAUGGAAGUUGUCAUGAACAAGCUGCCAGAGUGUGUGUGUGUGUGUGUGUGUGUGUGUGUGUGUGUGGGUACAUAUAUGUGUGCGGUUGACAUUUAAUGUCUGCAGGUACUUUUAGGAUUCCUGGCAUCCCCUUUAUGGAUCACGAUUAGGCUGCAGCACUGCUGUUGUUUGUAUGAUGUGUGAUGAUGUUGUCUCAUAUUUGGUGGAAACUGGUUCCUGUCUCAUUUAGAAAUGGUCAUAGUAUUUGAAAAACAUAGAUAUUGCACUUCCAUAAUAGUUUGUAGUUUUGUUAUCUUAUUGUUAUUGUUAUUACUAUUUAAAUUAGAUCAUUGAUAUGUUUAAUUUAUUAUUUAUUCAUGCUUGGGUGAUUAUUUGGUUUAUUUAUUUGUCAUUGUCUAUUUAAGAGCUUAUUUAUUUUACAACCACAAAAUUCUAUAAGCAGCUUUUUAACAGUCAAUAUAAGGAGAAAAGUUGCCCUCUUGUGUUAAGAGGCAAUAUUUAAAAAAAUAAUAAUAAUAAAAAAUCCACUGCAAGUGUUUUAUAAACCUUCGUAUUUAUUUCAAAGACAGAGAUUUUUAAUCUCUUUUUUAAGUGCAAAUAUUUUUUAUCAAUUUUUAUAUUAUUUUCUAAUAUUCUCUUUUAUUUAAUGAGUUUUGUUUUCCAUAAAAGUAUUUUGACACCCUCCACAGUGAAGUGGGUUGG